CCGUGUUUAUGGCAAGUGAAGGUCGCACAAGCGCUGCUAAAAGGGGACCAUGAUGUGCUCUGUACUGCAGGCACAGGAAUGGGCAAGACACUUGGAUUCUGGAUACCAUUGUUAUUCCGGCAGGGCAUACAAAUUGUCAUCACACCUUUGAAUAUGCUUGGGAAGCAGAAUGCCACAUCACUUGCCAAGGCAGGCAUACGAGCUAUCUCGAUAAGCAGUGAGACUGCGACUACUGCAAACUUCGCUGCAAUUCGUGCACUCCAGUACCAAGCAGUUCCUGUUAGCCCCGAACAGAUUAUGAAGCCGAAUGGAGAGUUUGAAAGGUUACUAAAGGAUGACUUGUUCAGCUCUCGCAUUAUCAGUAUCAUCAUUGACGAGGCACACUGUCUUACCGAUUGGGGAGAAUUUCGGCCAGAGUACAAGGAGCUUGGACGUCUCCGCUAUAUCUUGCCUCCAGCAGUCCCUAUCAUGAUUACAUCCGCAACACUCACCAAACACGUCUGUGCGGUCUCCUCGAUACUG
This is a messenger RNA of Suillus fuscotomentosus, 522 nucleotides long. Its product is annotated as P-loop containing nucleoside triphosphate hydrolase protein. The annotation marks the transcript as partial. The transcript has 2 exons. Gene Ontology annotation, cellular component: cytoplasm; chromosome. Gene Ontology annotation, molecular function: four-way junction helicase activity; nucleic acid binding; ATP binding. The record is from RefSeq and is a predicted model, not a curated record. Gene Ontology annotation, biological process: double-strand break repair via homologous recombination. Lineage: Eukaryota; Fungi; Basidiomycota; Agaricomycetes; Boletales; Suillaceae.